Pieris brassicae (large cabbage white) is the source of this 851-nucleotide messenger RNA. RefSeq lists its product as uncharacterized. NCBI's taxonomy places the organism in Eukaryota, Metazoa, Arthropoda, Insecta, Lepidoptera, Pieridae. The record is from RefSeq and is a predicted model, not a curated record. The transcript has 3 exons. Bases 48 to 851 code for a protein of 267 amino acids.
CAGACGGCAGCAAGUCGCAUCUGCCGUCAAGUGCCAAACAGUGCAAAAUGUUCAAGUUCGUAGUGUUAUUAUCAGUGACGGCCUUAGCUAGUGGCCAGUCCGCAUCUGGCUUAGUGAAGAACAUUUAUAAUGAAUGUCUAAGCCAAUAUUCAGUGGAGUGUGUGAAACCGAGGACCCUGGAGUGGAUCUCACAAGUUGCGAACGAUGAUGAGAUCAAGAUUACGGAUAAUAUGUCUAUAUUCAGAACGGCGAUAGCUGAAGAAGAAGAUGUUGAUCCAAGGAUGGCUAAAGACCCAAAUUACGCAAUGUUUAAUAGUGUUGAACGUUUUAUUGAGACACAUUCUUUAAGAGUGAAGGUACCUGAUGAAAUUGCCCGCAGUGCUGCUUCGGAAUACGUGCCCCGAUCUCUUCUGAUGGACUUACCGUCUGAGUUGGACAUGCCAUUGGAUGGUGAAGAGGAGGUGGAAACUUUCGAAGGCAGGAAGAAGAAGAUCAAGCUCCCCAAGCCUUUGAGAAUCAAGAGCAAACAUGGAUUCAUCAAGAAGGUGAUUCUGCCAUUCCUCCUGGGUCUUAAAUUCAAGACAGCUGUUCUCGUUCCGUUGGCGCUGGCUCUGAUUGCUAUGAAGACAUGGAAGGCUUUGACUCUUGGUCUCAUCUCCUUGGUUCUUUCAGGUGCCAUGGUAAUCUUCAAGUUCACUAAACCCAAGGUUGUGAACUACGAAGUAAUUCACUACCCUCAGCACCAUGUGGAACACCAUGUUGACCACCAUGCCCCAGCCUGGGAUGCUCAUGGGCCAUACCAGCGAUCAUACGAAGAUGCCCACGACAUCGCCUACGCAGGGCAACUAUAA